AUGGCGCCGCCCGAAAGGGCCCAGUCUCUGCUGCAGAGGAUCCUGCGCCGCUCGCAGAACACGCCUCGCAUCCUCUGGUGGCAGGCGAGCGAGAUCCUGUACAAACUGCAGCGCCGCCAGCGCAACGACGUGAAGCAACACCCAUGUGUGGCCACUUGCCUAGGGGUGACUGUCUGCAGGCACAAACUGGUUCGCUGUAUGCGCCGCUUCCCGCACAACGCCACAACGCGCUGCGCCGGCGAAGCGUCCCGACACUACCAGUGUACCGUCAAGAACGAUGGCUGGACAGCCGAGGACGGGGUCAACUACGCGCGGAUUCUCGAUUUCGACAUCUUCGACACACGGAAACCGGCUGUAUUCACCGCGGAGGAGCUGCAGCGCAGCGGCAUAGCGGUGACCAACAACUUUGUGCCGAAUAAGCGAUUUAAGUAG
This is a messenger RNA of Babesia bigemina, 432 nucleotides long. RefSeq lists its product as hypothetical. The record is from RefSeq and is a predicted model, not a curated record. The coding region runs from base 1 to 432 and encodes 143 amino acids. The transcript has 5 exons. Lineage: Eukaryota; Apicomplexa; Aconoidasida; Piroplasmida; Babesiidae.